AUGUCGUGUUGUGACCUGGCUGCGGCGGGACAGUUGGGCAAGGCGGGCAUCAUGGCCUCGGAUUGUGAGCCAGCUCUGAACCAGGCAGAGAGCCGAAACCCCACCCUGGAGCGCUACCUGGGAGCCCUCCGUGAGGCCAAGAAUGACAGUGAGCAGUUUGCAGCCCUGCUGCUAGUGACCAAGGCAGUCAAAGCAGGUGACAUCGAUGCCAAAACUCGGCGGCGGAUCUUCGAUGCCGUAGGCUUCACCUUCCCCAAUCGUCUCCUGACCACCAAGGAGGCACCAGAUGGCUGCCCCGACCAUGUUCUCCGAGCCCUGGGUGUGGCCCUGCUGGCCUGCUUCUGCAGUGACCCUGAACUGGCCUCCCAUCCCCAGGUCCUGAACAAGAUCCCCAUCCUUAGCACCUUCCUCACUGCCCGGGGGGACCCGGAUGAUGCUGCUCGCCGUUCCAUGAUUGACGACACCUACCAGUGCCUGACAGCUGUGGCAGGCACACCCCGUGGCCCCCGGCACCUCAUUGCUGGUGGCACCGUGUCUGCCCUGUGUCAGGCAUACCUGGGGCAUGGCUAUGGCUUUGACCAGGCCCUGGCACUCCUAGUGGGGCUGCUGGCUGCUGCUGAGACCCAGUGCUGGAAGGAGGCGGAGCCCGACCUCCUGGCCGUGUUGCGGGGCCUCAGUGAAGAUUUCCAGAAAGCUGAGGAUGCCAGCAAGUUUGAGCUCUGCCAGCUGCUGCCCCUCUUUCUGCCCCCGACAACCGUGCCCUCUGAAUGCCUCCGGGAUCUGCAGGCCGGGCUGGCACGCAUCCUGGGCAGCAAGCUGAGCUCCUGGCAGCGCAACCCUGCACUAAAGCUGGCAGCCCGCCUGGCGCACGCCUGCGGCUCCGACUGGAUCCCAGCGGGCAGCUCCGGGAGCAAGUUCCUGGCCCUGCUGGUGAAUCUGGCAUGUGUGGAGGUACGGCUGGCACUGGAGGAGACAGGCACAGAAGUAAAAGAGGAUGUGGUGACCGCCUGCUACGCCCUCAUGGAGUUGGGGAUCCAGGAAUGCACCCGCUGUGAGCAGUCACUGCUCAAGGAGCCACAGAAGGUGCAGCUCGUGAGCAUCAUGAAGGAGGCCAUCGGGGCUGUCAUCCACUAUCUGCAGCAGGUGGGGCCAGAGAAGCAGAAGGAGCCCUUUGUGUUUGCUUCGGUGCGGAUCCUGGGGGCCUGGCUGGCCGAGGAGACCUCAUCCCUGCGCAAGGAGGUCUGCCAGCUGCUGCCCUUCCUUGUGCGCUAUGCCAAGACCCUCUACGAGGAGGCCGAGGAGGCGAAUGACCUCUCCCAGCAGGUGGCCACCCUGGCCAUCUCCCCCACCACCCCAGGGCCCACCUGGCCAGGGGAUGCUCUCCGGCUCCUUCUGCCCGGCUGGUGCCACCUGACCGUUGAAGAUGGGCCCCGGGAGAUCCUGAUCAAGGAGGGAGCCCCCUCACUUCUGUGCAAGUAUUUCUUGCAGCAGUGGGAACUCACAUCCCCAGGCCAUGACACCUCAGUGCUGCCUGACAGUGUGGAGAUCGGCCUGCAGACCUGCUGCCAUAUCUUCCUCAACCUUGUGGUCACCGCACCAGGGCUGAUCAAGCGAGAUGCCUGCUUCACAUCUCUUAUGAACACCCUGAUGACGUCGCUGCCCUCACUAGUGCAGCAGCAAGGGAGGCUGCUUCUGGCUGCCAAUGUGGCCACCCUGGGCCUUCUCAUGGCCCGGCUCCUCAGUACCUCUCCAGCUCUUCAGGGAACACCAGCGUCCCGAGGUUUCUUCGCAGCUGCCAUCCUCUUCCUAUCACAGUCCCAUGUGGCGCGGGCCACAUCUGGCUCAGACCAGGCGGUGCUGGCCCUGUCCCCCGACUACGAGGGCGUCUGGGCCGACCUGCAGGAGCUCUGGUUCCUGGGUAUGCAGGCCUUCACAGGCUGUGUGCCCCUGCUGCCCUGGCUGGCCCCAGCCGCCCUGCGCUCCCGCUGGCCACAGGAGCUGCUCCAGCUGCUGGGCAGCGUCAGCCCCAACUCUGUCAAGCCCGAGAUGGUCGCCGCCUAUCAGGGCGUCCUGGUGGAGCUGGCACGGGCCAACCGGCUGUGCCGGGAGGCCAUGAGGCUACAGGCGGGUGAGGAGACAGCCAGCCACUACCGCAUGGCUGCCCUGGAGCAGUGCCUGUCAGAGCCCUGA
Puma concolor (puma) is the source of this 2190-nucleotide messenger RNA. RefSeq names its product neurochondrin (gene NCDN). Lineage: Eukaryota; Metazoa; Chordata; Mammalia; Carnivora; Felidae. Gene Ontology annotation, cellular component: dendrite. Gene Ontology annotation, biological process: neuron projection development; regulation of neuronal synaptic plasticity. The record is from RefSeq and is a predicted model, not a curated record.